Molecule: messenger RNA, 654 nt
Organism: Heterocephalus glaber (naked mole-rat)
Lineage: Eukaryota; Metazoa; Chordata; Mammalia; Rodentia; Bathyergidae
Product: olfactory receptor 2C1-like
Biological process (GO): G protein-coupled receptor signaling pathway
Cellular component (GO): membrane
Molecular function (GO): G protein-coupled receptor activity
Source: RefSeq, a predicted model, not a curated record
AUGGCUCUGCUCUCCUACCUACUCACUCUGGUGGGGAACAUCUCCAUCAUCCUCUUCUCCCUGGUACACUCCAGACUCCAGACACCCAUGUACUUCUUCCUGGACAACCUUGCUCUGCUGGACCUCAGUGUAACCUGUGCCAUUAUGCCCCACCUGCUGGCCAACCUGUGGGGCCCAGACAAGACCACUGAAGCCUGGGGAUGCAUCCUACAAGUCUAUAUUUUCAGCUUGGCAGCCUGCACUGAAUGCAUCCUACUGGCCAUGAUGGCCAUUGAUCGCUAUUUGGCCAUCUGCCAGCCACUCCAGUACACUCUCAUCAUGCAUCCCUGGGUGUGUGUGCAGAUGGCAGCUGCCUCCUGGUCAAGUGGCCUGGCCAAUUCUGUGCUCCCAACAACACUCACCCUCCAGCUCCUCCUCUGUGGGCAGCACAUCCUGGACAACAUCUAUAAGGUGCCUGUGGUCAACAAGCUGGUCUGUAGGGAUACCUCUGCUAAUGAGCUGAAGAGGGGUGGUUCUUUUACUGGUGGUCAUUUUUCCACCUUCAUUGUCAGGGCUGCACUGAAGCUACCUUCAGCUGAAGGAAGACACAAGGCACUUAGCACCUGCAGUUACAACUUGGUGGUUGUCACCCUGUACUUUGGUCCUGCCAUCUAA